Messenger RNA from Papaver somniferum (opium poppy), 2094 nucleotides. Its product is annotated as delta(8)-fatty-acid desaturase-like. The transcript has a single exon. Gene Ontology annotation, biological process: lipid metabolic process. NCBI's taxonomy places the organism in Eukaryota, Viridiplantae, Streptophyta, Magnoliopsida, Ranunculales, Papaveraceae. Gene Ontology annotation, molecular function: oxidoreductase activity, acting on paired donors, with oxidation of a pair of donors resulting in the reduction of molecular oxygen to two molecules of water. The record is from RefSeq and is a predicted model, not a curated record. Gene Ontology annotation, cellular component: membrane. Bases 245 to 1585 code for a protein of 446 amino acids.
CACCCCCAAUACAAAUCUCAUUCUCAUCUCUUCUCCAUAAAGAUAAAGAAAAGAAAAGGGUCUUACAUUUUAAAAACUCUUUUUUCAAUCUCUUUCCUUUCAAAGAAUAUUUUUUUUGAAAGGUUAUGAGAUAAAAGAAGAAAAAAAAACCCUCUUUUUUGUAUAUUCAGAUCUCUUUUUUGUUAUUGAGUUUUUCUGGUUUUAUUAUUGUAGAUCUUGAUAGUUUUAAAUUUCUGCUGUAAUUAUGGCAGAAAAGAAAAACUACAUUACAUCUGAAGAACUAUCAAAGCAUAACAAACCAGGAGAUCUAUGGAUUUCAAUACAAGGGAAGGUUUAUAAUGUAACAAAUUGGUUAAAAGAUCAUCCUGGUGGUGAUGCACCCCUUUUGAAUCUUGCUGGUCAGGAUGUUACAGAUGCAUUUGUUGCAUUCCAUCCAGGAACUGCUUGGAAACAUCUUGAUCAGUUUUUUAUUGGGCAUCUACAAGAUUAUACAGUUUCUGAGGUUUCUAAAGAUUAUAGAAGACUUGUUUCUGAGUUUUCAAGGUCUGGGUUGUUUGAGAAAAAAGGACAUUGGAUCUGCUUUUCAGUUUGUUCAAUAGUAUCUUUAUUCUCUGUUUGUGUCAUGGGUAUUAAAUGCUCUGAUAGUUUUUGGGUACACUUCUUCUGUGCUGCGUUGUUGGGUUUACUCUGGAUGCAGUGUGGAUUUAUUGGCCAUGAUUCAGGGCAUUAUCAGGUUAUGAUGAGUCCUUGGUUGAAUUCAAUUGCACAAAUUGUCACAGGAAAUUGUUUUACAGGAAUCAGUAUUGGUUGGUGGAAAUGGACUCAUACUGCUCAUCACAUCGCUGUCAACAGUCUUGACUUUGAUCCAGAUCUUCAACAUAUACCCUUCCUUGCGGUAUCUUCUACCAUCUUCAACUCACUUACAUCUAAAUUUUAUGGAAGAAAAAUGACUUUUGAUGCUGCUGCUAGAUUUCUUAUAAGUUAUCAACACUGGUCAUUUUACCCUGUUAUGGCUGUUGCUAGAGUUAAUCUUUUUGCUCAGUCAUUUUUGUUGUUGUUAUCAAGCCGACCUCUUCAAAACAGAAGGAAGGAAUUGUUAGGGUUACUUGUGUUCUGGAUGUGGUAUUCUUAUUUGAUUGCUAGUUUACCAAACUGGGGGGAGAGAGUUAUGUUUGUGUUGGUAAGCUUUGCUGUUAGUGGGAUUCAGCAUGUUCAGUUCUGUUUGAAUCACUUCUCUGCACAUGUUUAUGUCGGCCCUCCGAGGGCAAACGAUUGGUUUGAGAAGCAAACCAAAGGAUCCAUUGAUAUUGCUUGUUCUACUUGGAUGGAUUGGUUCCAUGGAGGUUUGCAAUUUCAGGUCGAGCAUCAUUUGUUUCCAAGGUUGCCAAGGUGCCAUUUGAGGAAGAUCUCUCCUUUUGUCAAGGAACUUUGCAAGAAACACAAUUUGCCUUACGUUAGUGUUUCAUUCUGGGAGGCUAAUAAGUUAACAAUUAGAACCCUAAGAGCUGCAGCUUUACAAGCUCGAGAUUUCGCCAAUCCGAUGCCAAAGAACUUGUUAUGGGAAGCUGUUAAUACCCACGGUUAAGAGAGGAAGUUCUUAGAAUCUCAGUGUUUGGGGAAAUUUACUGCUUUUCUGUUUUGCUCUUUUUGUUUAUCUUUUUGCUUAAUGUUCUUUGGUUGGGUUUGGAUGGAGGUCUGUCUUCGUCUCUGCGGGUGAGAAUCAAUUUUACAUGUUCUUCGAUCUUAAGAUGAGGAGUUGCAUCCGAUCAUUACUUGAGUUGAAACUCGUCUAUAUAUUCCAUAGGAGGCUGUUAUAGUUCUCUAGUGUCUCUUCAAUUGCCUUGACAUUGAAAAUUAUUAUCAAAAACAAUAAUGGGAUCUCAUUGGCAGGUAAGUAUCGUGCAGACGUUAUAUGAAGUUCACCUAGAAAUAUAAACAUAUAUAAAACCAAGUAUUAUUAUUAUUUAAGUAUGUUUUAUAGUCUUGGGUUCCCUUAAUUUUGUCAAUAUAUUUUUUUGUGAUGAAUUCGAAUAUCUGGUGCUUGGAAUUCUUAUCCGGACCAAAUGAAUGUAAUAUGGCGAAAGUUUUGGUUUC